AUGACUUCACAUUUGUGGUAUUUGAAUGACGAGAUUUUAUCUCUGUUCGAUGAUACUGUACCAAUCGAUAUGAAGAAGAAAAUCGUUAAAGCUGUAAAAAUUCGAGAUGGUAUAGAUUCCAAAGUUAAGAGAUUUGAGGUUGACCACAAGAACAUAAAUUCAAUUAUUCAAAAGGAUUUAAGUGACUUUGUUUCUCAAAAAUCAUUGAAUUUGUUCAAAAUUUUUGACCUACCAUAUGAUUUUCUCGAUGUUGAUAUUGAAUUGUGGACUUCAAAUGAGAGUUAUAAAGAAAACGAAUAA
Brassicogethes aeneus is the source of this 300-nucleotide messenger RNA. The record is from the annotation of a GenBank genome assembly. Lineage: Eukaryota; Metazoa; Arthropoda; Insecta; Coleoptera; Nitidulidae.